ACCGGCCAGCACUAGCGUUUGCGACCAUUUACACCGUUUUGUUUGUUGUAGGUUGGUAUGGCGGCGUCUUCGCGUGCCUGACCGAGGAAGGCCGCGUACAAAGUCUUGCCCUGUUCCGAUUGGUCUACAUCCCCAUCAAGGCGCUUCUAGCUGUUUUUUUGCUGGUCUUCUUCCGGUAUGCAGUGGCGCGAUCGUGGAGUGCGGGAUGCUAUAGCGCAGUCUACCGCUCCCUUGCAUUUCAAUUUUGGGGACUGCUCUACCUCGGUCUUUCUCUCUUUGCGGCGACGCGCAUCAUUCCGGCCCUACUAGCAACUGCGCAAGAGUUACCGGGGUACCAGCGCAUUAUCGCAGAGACGCUGGUGUGUGGUUUCUUCUUCAGCAUUGUGCUGCCUCUUCUGGAAAAAAUUGGGGGGCAGGUGCUUGUACCGCGGCUGCUUCCUACUGACAACGAUUGGAAGUUGUGCGACCUCUUCCCCGACGCACGAACGCAGAAAGCGGCCCAGGAAAAAACCCGGGAAGUUAUGGUUUGCAGCGCCCAGUACAUGUUCGACGCCACUCGGUUCGGAAUGGGGCGCGGCGUUUUCCUGGUUUUAUCUCCUGCAGCCAUCGCUUUUGUACUCUUUCGUGACCUGACCUACCACAUCUGGCACUUCGCUUUGAGGCAAAAAGAAGCGUUGUUGGUGUUUGCGCUGAAAGUUUGCGACUUUGACGAUCUGGAGCAUGUUCCGGAGAGAUGGCGAUGGGCCACCAAAAUUUGUUACCAUCUGCAACGAAUCAGUUCUAUCAAUCGACGUUUUUCCAUCGCGUUUGACGAGGAGAUUGACUUUGAGCAGAUACUACUCGCAGAGGAAACUACUGGCGCCUUCGAUGCAGGAGCUGGAUGCGGGCAUCAGCUGACGGAUUACAACUCGGGCACAACUAGUGGCAUUGCAACGGAGUACAGGGAAGUUCUACAUCGGAGUACUACAACUCGCACCCAACUCGGGAAGAAAACAUUGGCUCUGCACUUUUCUAACAUCCGGGUUAAAAUCAGAAACGUACCAGUACACCUCUUCCGGGAUUUGUUCAACCGAGAUGUCGCGAAUCUUUCGCACGGUGCAGUGAGAGUUGAAAUGGAACCGGAAGACCAUGUGAGCACGACAGAAUCCGAAACCAGCGACAGAGACGCAACAUUGCCCAACCUGCUCGAAAUUAGCACGGGGAGGGGGAGGCUGACUGCGAAUCAAGUUGCUGCAGGGGUACAAGUCGGCACGCAAAGGAGCGGAACCAGAACCGGAACAGGCCGCAGCAUCGGAAAUAACAGAGAUGUAGAAGCCGGUGGAAGGUCUGUGGGUGUUCUGGCGGCAAGAGUAGAAACUGCGUUGCCAGUGAAGAAGGCCGCGAGCAUGCCGGCCAAGCCGGAAAACGCGAUCCUGCACCAGACCAGCAGUGUCCAUAAGACCCUUUCUGUUGACGCUCCCCCGCCUGUGGCGACCACCCGGACGUUUCUGAAGUUUUUACUUGGCCGAGAAGAUAAAGGAAAAACGAAAACAGCAAAGAGCCCGGUUUCCGCAGCAGAGCUGAACGCCUUCAGGCACUGCACUGAUUUUUACCGCCAAGAAAAUUUUAAACGGUACCAGAUUCGUGCGCACUGCCGCCUAAUGACGUCGCUAGCGAUGAUUUUUGUCCCCCUCGUUGCGCUGGCGAAUAACGUGUCGCUGUUCCCCGGGUUUCCGCAGACCAGCGAGGAGAUUAUUUUCGGUCUGGUUGUGUCAAUUAUUUUCUUCGUGAACGACGUCGUCGAGUGGUAUGUUAUUACGUGGAAGUUUGCAGCAUUUGAUGACGAGCAGGCGAAAGUCUUGCUGCCGAGAUUUGUAGGACUAUUUUUUGUGGAUUCUGGGACGGAGCAAGCAGGGUCUUCUUUCCAAUUAUUUCCGCAAAUAAAUACGAUUGCGGUUCCUGUUUUUAGCUGUUACCUUCUGUCGACUAUUACCACAGUAAGGUAUCAGCCUUACUCGCUUUCAAUGCUACGGGAAGUGACUGAACAAGCAGAAUUGACUUGGAGUCACGUGUACGACUACUGUGGUAUUUAAAGAGAUAGAGAAGGAUCAAUAUGUCAGUGAAAAUCAUAACUAGAGGAUUGUCGCUCUUAGCUUUAAAUACUUACUUAUUUACCGCUGAUUUUUAUCCCAAUAUAAAAACAAAUAAACCAUGCGUAGCUCGUUGGUGUGACCAAAUUUAGCCAGUAAUAGAAGCUGAGUGCAUAUUUGUAUCUUCCGUUUUGAUGGACAAGCUCAAGCAUUUUGACUCAAGUACAAACUCGAUCUUCUCAUCACAGCUGGCACAAGAGACCCCUGGUGCACGUGAGCUGCUGUUCGGCCAUCUACUUAUGCUCGACUUUGCUGCGGGGAAACUUCGCCGAAUCGCAUGCGAAAGUGCGUAAACAAGUACAGUAAUCAGUUUUCAGUAUACACAAGUGAAGCCCGUAGAAUAGAUGAAGUACAAGUAUAUUAAUUCUAAUUGUUUCAUCAAUUUACCAAAAAAAAUACGUGGCGUAAACUAAACCUAAACUCCAACUCAAGCGAAAACGAAUAGUCACUGUGAACAAAAAACAACAAAAAGGGUAGUCCGAGUAUCAACUUCAGUUUCAAAAUUGUGAAUCGAAAGAAAGCGAAAAGCUCGAGUGUGCUAUUAAAUUAAACACACGUAAAUGCAACACAAGCAAUGAAACACACGAAGAUUACAUACGUGAGGGCCUUUUCUUUCGGGAUCGGGG
Messenger RNA from Amoebophrya sp. A120, 2755 nucleotides. Lineage: Eukaryota; Dinophyceae; Syndiniales; Amoebophryaceae. The record is from the annotation of a GenBank genome assembly.